Molecule: messenger RNA, 2340 nt
Organism: Saprolegnia parasitica CBS 223.65
Lineage: Eukaryota; Oomycota; Saprolegniomycetes; Saprolegniales; Saprolegniaceae
Product: valyl-tRNA synthetase
Exons: 14
Coding region: 1-2340 (779 amino acids)
Biological process (GO): valyl-tRNA aminoacylation
Cellular component (GO): cytosol
Molecular function (GO): aminoacyl-tRNA deacylase activity; ATP binding; valine-tRNA ligase activity
Source: RefSeq, a predicted model, not a curated record
AUGAUCCGCCGCUUGUUGCAGCCGCGCCGGCCGACGCGCUUCUUGCGCUCGUAUGCAUCGUUGCCCGAGCCGUUGAAGCGGCGCGUUCUGGAGACGCCGAUGGAGCCGACGUACGACCCGCUGUUGGAUGCGAUCGCGCGCUGGCAUCGCAUGCGCGGCUUUGACGUGCGCUGGAUCCCGGGUCUCGACCACGCUGGCAUCGCGACGCAGAGCGUCGUCGAGAAGAAGCUCAUGCGCGAGCAGCAGCUCACGCGGCACGACAUUGGCCGCGACGCCUUCUUGGGCCACGUCGAGGCGUGGUACGAGACGUACGGGUCGCGCAUCCUCGGGCAGCUGGACCGGCUCGGCGCCGUCCUCAACCAUGACCACAAGUUCUUUACGCUCGACGGGCCUCGGUCGGCUGCAGUCGUCGACGCCUUUGUCCGCCUCCACGAGAAAGGCCUCAUCUACCGUCACCGGCGCAUGGUCAACUGGUGCCCGACGCUCCAGACCGCCAUUUCGGACAUUGAGGUGGACGCGGUGCCGCUGACGAAGCGCACGCUGCUGCCACUGCCCGGGCGCCAGGCGCCGGUCGAGUUCGGCGUCAUGUACCGCUUCCGCUACCAGGUGGCCGACGCCGACGAUCUCUUUGUCGAAAUCGACACGACGCGCCCGGAAACCAUCCUCGGUGACGUGGCCGUCGCUGUGCACCCGGACGACGACCGGUACACACACCUCCACGGUCGCUCCGUGCUGCACCCGUUUUCGGGUGCGAGGCUCCCGGUGGUCUGUGACGCAGUGCUCGUCAACCCCGAGCUUGGCACUGGCGUCGUCAAGAUCACGCCGGCGCACGACGCCAACGACUUUGCGUGCGCCCAGCGCCACGGUCUGCCCGAGCCGAUCGUGAUCGACCUCGACUGCAAGAUGGUGACCGACAUCCCGUCGCUCUCUGGCUUGGACCGCUUUGACGCGCGGCUCCAAAUGGUCGAGCUCCUCCGCGAGAAAGGUCUCUUCGUCGACACCCUGGACCACCCGACGACGGUCUCCAUUUGCUCGCGCUCGGGCAACGUCAUCGAGCCGUACUUGAUGCCGCAGUGGUUCAUCAAGUGCGAAGACAUGGCGGCGCGCUCGGCCGCGGUACCUCGUUGGUCGUACGUCGCCAAACUCAGCACGACGACCGACGACAAGUGGGUCGUGGCGCGGUCCAUCGACGACGCGACGGCGACGGCGAUGACGCUCUACGACCUUUCGCCGGGGUCGUUUACCCUCGAGCAAGACGAAGACGUUCUCGAUACGUGGUUUAGCUCGGCGCUGCUCCCGCUCUCAUCGCUCGAGUGGCCGACCGACGACCGCGUUCCCGAGUCCAUUCGCCACUUGUAUCCGAUGUCGCUCCUCGAGACGGGCUCGGACAUUCUUUUCUUCUGGGUCGCUCGCAUGAGCAUGCUCUGCACCGAGCUCAGCGGCGGCACGCAGCCCUUCAAGGCCGUGUGGCUGCACCCGAUGGUGCGCGACAAGGCGGGUCGCAAGAUGUCCAAGAGCCUUGGCAACGUCAUCGACCCGCUGCACGUGAUUGGCGGCAUCGACCUCCCGACGCUCCUCGACGGCCUCCACCAAGGCAAUCUGGAUCCGAAGGAGCGCGCGCGGGCCGAGAAGGAGCUCAAGAAGGAGUUUCCGAACGGCCUCCCGAGCUGCGGCACGGACGCCCUCCGGCUCACGCUGGCCUCGUACCUGUCGCAAGGCCGCCAAAUCAACAUGGAUCUCCAGCGCGUCGUGGCGUCGCGGCACUUUUGCAACAAGAUGUGGAACGCGUUGCGGUACGCGCUGCCGCUCGUGCAGACGACGUCGUCGUCUUCGCUCGAGUCGCACGCACCGUCUAUGAGUCUGGCGGACCGCUGGAUCCUCAGCCGCCUGGCGGACGCAGUGACCAAGGUGCACGACGGCUACGGCACGUUCAAGCUUGCUACGAGCGCGAAUGCGGCCCAGCGCUUCUUCAUCCAGGAGCUCUGCGACGUGUACAUUGAAUUCUCCAAGCCCGUUCUGUACCACGAGGAUGCGCACGCCAAGGAGGCCGCCAAGGCGACGCUGACGACUGCGUUGGACACGUCGCUGCGUCUGCUGCAUCCGAUCAUGCCCUUUGUGACCGAAGAGCUCUGGUACGACGACCUAAGAACGCAGCGGCUCCAAGGUGGCAGUGAGCACUCGCUCAUGACGGCCGCGUUCCCCGACCCUGCGCAGUGGGCGCGCUGGGUCGACCGCGACGCCGAAGCAAGCAUGCAGGCGGUACUGGAUGUCAUGCACGCGGUGCGGUCGUUGCGGCACACGCGCAAGACGCUGGCGCCGGAUGCGUCGACCGUCGAGUAA